CCUCUGACUCUCACCUCCAUUUCCCAAUUGCUUCUGCUGUUGAGAAGGAGGAAGGGUAAACACACCAAACAUCAUUCACGGCCUCCAAGGGCAUUCUACCAACCACCAUGGCCUCCCGAAAAGCUAUUCUGGCGCUGUCAAUUCGAGCUGGUAUCUCUCGAACACCCACCGCUCUGCUCGCGCGCCAGCAAUUGCGGGCAGAAUCCACGGCUUCAUCCACCUCGGCUCUAGCAUACAAAGCGCUACAUAAACGCAUCUACCCUCUCCCCAAAUCCGAUUCCCCUCCUUCGUGGUCCGCCCAAGCCGCCGUCUCCAACAUUCUCUACGAAACUCCCACUCCCUCCGCUACCCCUCCAAAACGUCACAUCCUCAACUGCCUAGUACAAAACGAACCCGGAGUCCUCUCUCGCGUGUCCGGAAUUCUCGCAGCUCGAGGUUUCAAUAUCGACUCUUUGGUAGUAUGCCAUACCGAAGUCGAGGACCUGUCCCGGAUGACAAUCGUCCUAUCAGGACAAGACGGGGUAGUAGAGCAAGCACGACGCCAAUUGGAAGAUUUGGUCCCCGUAUGGGCAGUUUUGGACUACACCACCGCACCUCUAGUCCAACGAGAACUCCUCCUCGCAAAGAUCAACAUCCUUGGCCCUGAAUACUUUGAAGAACUACAAGCUCAUCACCGAGAAAUCACCGCCAACGAGGGAGAGACUUUGGAGGAACAGGAAGAAUGGGCACUCCGACGGUCAUCAGAGUCCAAGAAGCAGGGCGAGGAUUUCCAUCCCAGUAAACUCGCGCUUUCGGAGGCUUUAAGACAUAAACAUGAGCAUUUGAAAUCCAUCACGUAUUUCACCCACCAAUUCGGCGGUAAAGUCUUGGAUAUCAGCACAACUAGUUGCAUUGUCGAAGUGUAAGUACUCCAUGACCUCACCAAAAAUAGUAGCAUGCUAACAAGCUCCCACAGCUCAGCAAAACCCGUCCGAAUCGAUUCCUUCAUGAAACUCAUCUCCCCCUUCGGAAUACUCGAGUCCGCACGAACCGGUCUCAUGGCCCUACCCCGCUCCCCCCUCUACGGCGCCAACGAAAGCGAGCUCAUCAAAGACGCCGACGACAUCGUAGAUGCCAGCACUCUCCCACCAGGAUAAAUGAUUUCAAAUAGUAGAACAGCUUCAACUCACGUAAAAAACACACAUCUGUAUUUGGUGCACGGCGUUGAUGUCAUUUUUCCAAGAUAAGGGAGGCACAAUCUUCGGAUGUUUGUAGAGAUAGACUGGGUGGAUAGUAGCUGACUGAACCUUUGUGUCUAUCUAAUCUAUACAUUUGAGAAAAAACAUGAAACCCUUCACAUUCGCU
Messenger RNA from Hymenoscyphus albidus, 1344 nucleotides. The record is from the annotation of a GenBank genome assembly. Lineage: Eukaryota; Fungi; Ascomycota; Leotiomycetes; Helotiales; Helotiaceae.